Messenger RNA from Schistosoma rodhaini, 3117 nucleotides. The record is from the annotation of a GenBank genome assembly. Lineage: Eukaryota; Metazoa; Platyhelminthes; Trematoda; Strigeidida; Schistosomatidae.
AUGGCAAGUGUUAUAUUCUUUGCCCAACUGUACAUUAACAAAAUGCUCACUUCAAACAAUCUUAUCGACAAUAAAUGUCCUAUGUGCAGCAUAGAUAUGCAAACAUGGAAUUCAGAACGAAGAAAUCUUCAUAAAAAUACUUGUUGUGAAACAUUUAUCAUGUAUUGUCAUCGGUGUCCUGCAUGUCACAAACAGAUUGCUGGUCGAACAUCUCGAACACAUUUAAAACGGUGUGCCUCCAAGUUAAACAUGGAUUUAUUUAGUCUCAUGUCAUUAUCAUGUCGAGAUCAUCGUUUCAUCAGGCGUGAAAAUGAAGACUUACAUACAGCUUGUGCAUUAUCUUUAUCCAUAGAUGAAGAAAUGAAGCAAAGAAAAUCUGAAGCGAUUCUAGCUACAAAAAUUGAUCCCAUCGAUUUAGAUUCACCGUCUCAUUUACUUUUAUCAAGUGAACAACGUGAAAGAAUAUUAGCUGAAAAGUUGGAAUCCAUUCUUCUUGAGGUUAAACGAAUUAACAAGCUUGAAAAAGAAUAUAGUAAUAACAUUACUAAUAAUAAUAGUAAUUCAAGUGUCCAGUCUAAUCUAUGGAAUUUAGCAUCGACGAAACUUCAUGAUGUUGAUAGUAUUACACAAAUGUACUAUGUCAAUAAAUUGAUCCCACCCUUGAGUCCCACAUUAAAUUCUUUAAAUUCUAAUAUUAUUUCAAUGUCACAAAUACCUGGCCGUGUUUCAAUUCAUAAAAAAAUGAAAUCUGAAUCUAGCGUAACUACCAUGGAUGAAUACAAAGAGGAUCAUUGUGAUUUUUCGAAAAAGGAGUGUGAACAAUUAUCUCCAAGGCAAUCUAUUAAACCUGAAGAUAAAUGCGGUACAUCAGAGUUAACAUCAGUGUCCCCCAAUACCCUUUCCAAGUGUUCAUCAUAUGUGACUGAUAAUCAUUCUAAUCCGUUAUUAUCAAUGAUUGGAAAUAGUUUAUGUUCGGAUUUAUGUUUAAUUUUGGAUGAAGGCGAUAUAAUUCCAGCGCAUAAAUUUAUAUUUGCAGCUUGGAAUUUAAAUAUCAAUUAUUCACAGUGUGAUAUCAUUGAAGUUCGUAAUGUAUCCAAAGAUGAACUUAUUAAUCUUUUGCAAAUAUUAUACAGUGGAGAUCGUUCAAAACUUACAAUUGAAUAUAUUGAUCAUGCAUCAGAAGCAUUACAAAACAUAAUCAGAAAUUGGGGUCUGAAUAAUGUAAAAUCUGAACUUGACAUUGUUAAACCGGAAGAUUAUUCCCUAACACAUUCAAUUGAUUUAUCGACAGAUUACAAAAUGGAAAAUAUUAAUUAUAAUGAUUAUUCCUAUUCUAAUUCUUCUAUUAUCUCAAUACAAACAUCAACAGCUUUAAAUCAGGCAGCACAAAUCAAUAUUGAUAAUCCUAUUCAAUCUUCACUGCAAGUAACUUAUUUUGAUCCUAUUAUAACUACUGAUAAAUCUGAUACAAAUUCUGUAUCUAGCUUUGUUGAUUCCACUAUUCUCUCAGUCGACAGGUUAAAUCAUGAACAACAAUAUCAAAUAGUUACAACUCAAUCAUCAUCAUUAUCACCAUUAAUAUCAGUUAAUACUCCUAUUAUUCAAUCAAAGUUGUAUACUCCUAAUCUAGCUCAAUUUAGUCGUGAUUUAUUUUUAUUCUCUGAUAAUGAUGAUAGCAUCAAUGAGAAUGUUGAUCAUAUUGUUAUGGAAACUAAUCAUCAUUCUAAUCAAGUAGAAACUCUACAAUCUGUUGAUGAUACUAAUCUUAAUGGUACAUUGAAAACGAUUACUAAACUUACAGCAGAACCAGAAACAACGGAUAAUAAUUCACCAAUCCUCCUUUUAAACGACUCCUCUACUAGUACAAAAUUAUCUUCAGUCUCAAAUAAUAAUGGUGUACAAGCUACUACUCCAAAGCAUUUGUAUAAUUCUUGGUUGGAAGAUGAAACAACUCCAUCACCUUUGAUGAAACGUAUACGCUUAUCAAAUAAUGAUGAGAUAAUUUCAAAUCCAUUAUUGCAUGUAACUACUAUUACUACUGACGUUAAAAAUAGUAGUACAGUUAAUACUAUUCCUUCUAACUCUGUUUGUCAUACGAAAAAAUCUAUUCUUACUGAUUCAGUACUUGAUUUUUUAACCACAAAUCCAUUCAAUAAUCACAAUAGCAAUGACGAUGAUUGUAAUAAUAAACCACAGGAAAUCAAUGAGAGUCUGCUCAUUAAACCUACUAACAGAGAAAAUUGUCAAGAAACAUUUGCUUCUGACCAAUUAUUGACACCAGAUAAAAAUUCACCAAAUUCUAUGCCUGGAUCGGUCAACAAUACACCGAUCCCUUUUACCCCGUUACCUAAAUAUGAGGAAAUGAUGACUCCGGAAUUGAAACGUGCUUUAUCUAAAUAUGGUGUGAAACCUCUUCCACGUAAACGUGCUGUACUACUCUUAAAAGAAAUCUAUAAUCAACUUCAUCAGUAUGAAGAAGAUGAACAGAAUGAAUUCAUGCCUGACAAACCAAUUGGAUCAGUGAAGCACAAUAACAAUAGACGACUACAAGAAAACUGUAUAGGUAAAGAAAAGAAAUGUAGUAGUAAAUUAGACAGAUCUAAAAAGAUGCUGUUAAAUGUUCCAACUAAUGUACAUAAUUUAUCAUUAUUACCUAUCAGUUGUAAAAAUGCUACUGAUGAUGAUGGUAGAGGUGAUAGUUUUGUCCAACAAGAAUCUUUGUUAUCAACAAUAAUACCAACUAUAUCAUCUUCAGCUCCCUCUAAUGAAGUUAUUUCGUCUGAUGAACUCUCUCAUUCAAAUAGUCAAGAUUUGGAUAAACUAAGUCAAAAACAAGUCAAUAAGGACAAGGUUAAUAUAAAUCAAACUGUGUUACAUUAUUUGAAGAAUAAUCCCAACUUAUAUAUGAAUAUUUUAACUUAUACGCCAUUAGAAUUCGAUGUUAUACAUAAUAUGCUUAAAUCGGAUGGUAUCAUCAUUGGACAACAAAAACUAAUGGAUCUUUUGGAUGAUCAGUGUAUUACAUUCACAUUACGCAAUCGUGUUAAAAACCACAACAAAAGCAAUGGUUCAUUGUCUAAGAAAUCAAUUAGGUCUAUCAAUAAUAUUGUACAAUAA